This is a messenger RNA of Hordeum vulgare subsp. vulgare (domesticated barley), 1251 nucleotides long. Its product is annotated as RNA exonuclease 4-like. The coding region runs from base 42 to 1049 and encodes 335 amino acids. Gene Ontology annotation, biological process: rRNA processing. Lineage: Eukaryota; Viridiplantae; Streptophyta; Magnoliopsida; Poales; Poaceae. The transcript has 7 exons. Gene Ontology annotation, molecular function: nucleic acid binding; 3'-5' exonuclease activity. Gene Ontology annotation, cellular component: nucleus. The record is from RefSeq and is a predicted model, not a curated record.
GAGAUCUUGAUCGACCUGCAGGAAGAAUCUCCAGGAGCGCGAUGGACAGCAGAAGGGAGUCCGCGGAGACCUUGAGGAACAAGUGCUCGGCCUGCUUCCGGCAGUACAACAAGAUGGAGCACCUUGUGGAGCACAUGAAGGUGUCGUACCACUCGGUCCACGAGCCCAAGUGCGGCGCCUGCAGGAAGCACUGCCGCUCCUUCGAGUCCCUCAGGGAGCACCUCAUCGGGCCGUUGCCCAAGGCGGAAUGUGCGCGUGUCUUCAGCGCCCGGGGCUGCAGCAUCUGCCUCAACAUCUUCGACAGCCCCGCCACCGCCAGAUAUCACCGUCACACCUGCCAGUACUCCCGCGCUGCUCCGAUGCCAAAGGGUGGCGCAGGUGGACGCGCGGUCGCCAUGGCCUGCAAGAUGGUCGGGGGAGGGAGCGACGGAUCGGUGGACCUCUGCGCGAGAGUGUGCCUUGUUGGAGAAGAUGAGAACAUCAUCUUCCAGACCUAUGUAAAACCCACGGCGCCCGUCACAAACUACAGGUAUGAGGUGACUGGGAUAAGGCCCGAGUACCUGCGGGACGCAAUGCCACUGAAACUUGUGCAGAGGAGGAUCCAGGACAUCCUGUGCAACGGGGAGCCGCUGUGGAAGAUACGGCCGAGGAGCUAUGGAAGGGCAAGGAUCCUCGUCGGACAUAUCGUGGACCAUGACCUUGAGCGCCUAGGUUUGGAGUACCCGGCAUUCAUGAUCAGGGACACCGCAAAGUACCCGCCCCUGAUGAAAACCACCAAGCUGAGCAACACCCUGAAGUACCUCGCACAAGCAUAUCUUGGAUAUGAUGUCCAUACUGGCAUUCAGGAUCCAUAUGAGGAUUGCGUCGCGGCGAUGCGACUAUAUAUCAGGAUGAGAUCACAAGCUCACCCGCGAGACUACGCCACCGGUUCAGGGGAGGUGCAGAAUAACUAUCCGGCCUGGAGGCAGAGGGAGCUGGAGAGGAUGAGCCCGGAAGAACUCCUGGCACUUUCAGGAUCAGACUACUACUGCUGGUGCCUGGACCCCUAGACGGAUGAGCUGAAGAGAACAAGGCCCGGCCGGCCGACCGAUGCUGGUUCGGUCAUACUCCAUCCGUAGUAAUAAGGACUACGUAUGUCUAAUUAUCUUUGGACUUAUAUAUGUAUGGUGGGAUUGAGUAUAAUAUUGGUGAUCAAGAGUUGUAUGAGUCGUAUUUAAGAGCAAUGAUAUAUAGUAAGAGGAUUUCUACUUU